AUUUAUAUACAUUUAACAUUAAAUUGUAUUUAACCCCGUUUCUAAUUAAAUCUAAAUAACCCUAAUUAGAGGGCAGUGCCCGAUUUGCAGCGUCUGCCGUAAACCGAGUCUCAGUUUCAUUUUGUUCCUUAACAGAGCCAAGUUCUUUCCAUAACGCAGAAUAUCCUCCAGGAACCAUGAGUAAGAUGAAUUUUUCUCAAUUAAGGAGAACCAGGUUUGAUGAACUUGUGAACCACUUCCGACAGUUUUAUUAUAAACCCUUGGAACAACAUACAAAGACAGCUAGCUCAGGUUUAAAACAGUUUAACUGGACGGAUCCAAAUAAUGGCAUUUAUCCAAUUAAUAGAUCGUUUCCUUUGCCUGGUAACACUGGACUCUCGGAAAGUUAUUUAAAGAAGUUUAAUAAUGCCGUAGCUGCCACUAUUACUACUACUACUCCAGCCCCCGUGACAAAUGCUUCAAGUGUCCCUCGAACAGUUAUAACGGAAUACAAGUAUCUGAAGGAAGACACUGGGCGUGCUGCGGGUUUCCAAGACAGCGACAUUUUAGAAUGUAUUGUUCAGUCAUGUCCGGAAACAUUGAAAAAAUCAUUUAGUACACUUUUCCAUGACCGGGACAUUAUGAAGGAUAAAUUCACCGUUAUUACAAUCAGCCAAAAGACAGAAAAUGAUAUGGCAACCUUUAACAUUAACGUCAAGAAGGAACGAGAGAGCCUCCAUCAAAGUUUCAUGGAAGGAGCCAAAAUAAUUUCCGAUUCUCUGAAGGAACUUGGCUUUUGGGCUGACUACCUCGAUACAUCAACUGGAAAACUUUUUGAAUCCCCGCAUCCACAUGAGGUCAUGUUGGAGACUGAUGAACGGUAUCGGUAUCUGGGAUUUGAUAUUGAAGACAUAAUCUGCUGUCAUGUGAUAUCCCAUCAUAAAUGGGGUACACAUGCAUACGUUGGGUGUCUCUUUACUAACCUCCCUCCUGAUCACCCAGUGUUAAAAGACAUGUGUCACAAGACAAUAACAGGCAAAACUCGCUCUUAAAACAAGUUUCUACUAACAGUUACAAACUUUGUGUUUUAUUAUUAUUAUUAUUAUUAUUAUUAUUAUUAUUAUUAUUAUGAAGGUGGCAGGUUGACAGAAUGGUCAGCAUGAUAGAUAAGAUGUUUAGUGACAUUUCAUCCGUCUUUACAUCCUGGGUUCAAAUACCACUGAGGUUGACUUUGCCUUUCAUCCUUUCAGGGUAAAUAAAAUAAAUAAGUACCAGUUGAGCACUGGGGGUCAAUGUAAUCAACUGCUCCCCCUUUUCAAAAAUGUCUGAUCUUGUGUCUCAAUUCAAAAACCAUAAUUAUUAAUUAUCUAAGCUAUGUUUUCUUAGCGAAAACCCAACAAAUCUAGCUUUGUUUGUGAAGCUACACAAAUAUUUUAAGGAAUGUAAUAUUUAAAAGAUAUAUUGUCUUUUAGUAUUUGUGUGUAAUAAAAUAAUUUAAAUUGAAUAAA
Octopus sinensis (East Asian common octopus) is the source of this 1487-nucleotide messenger RNA. RefSeq names its product methylmalonic aciduria and homocystinuria type D homolog, mitochondrial. The transcript is spliced from 8 exons. The coding region runs from base 177 to 1031 and encodes 284 amino acids. The record is from RefSeq and is a predicted model, not a curated record. Gene Ontology annotation, biological process: cobalamin metabolic process. Gene Ontology annotation, cellular component: mitochondrion. Lineage: Eukaryota; Metazoa; Mollusca; Cephalopoda; Octopoda; Octopodidae.